AUGACAUCACAACUAUUGGCAGACUGCAGUAUGCAGGAAGAGCAGCAAAUGAGUUACCUGGUUGUGUUGCUCCUCAUCGCAUCGGGCGCGUUGGGUGAGGUGACGGAGUGCAGCGGCGGUUCCAACGGCGCAACGCCGGCGUCAACAGAGCACACCGCUCGGGAAGGAAAGGGUUGGUCAGAGUACCCUAAAGUGGUGGUACUCCAGCCGAUUACAACGGAGUCCUCCGCAGAACCUUCGCGCCUGACUCCUAUAAAGAGUGUUUGCAUGAUGAAGGUGGACUGCGCCGACAUCAGCCCUAUUGACCACGACGAGGAGCUUCAGAGGGACGAGGAGUAUCAGGACGCGCCAAGCACUGUCCAGGAAACACCAACAGCUGCAUCGUCAAGUACCGGUUCUCCAAAGCCGACACCACCUCCCGUGCCGUGCACUGUCGAAAUACAAGUGCUGCAGACGUUCCGCGGCCAGUGCGUGCGGAUGGGCCAGCACUUCGGCGGCUGCCGCGCGGGGCCGUUCGUGUCGCCGCUUCAGCCCCCCUGCCACCCCCCGCCACAACACUAG
Molecule: messenger RNA, 561 nt
Organism: Schistocerca nitens (vagrant locust)
Lineage: Eukaryota; Metazoa; Arthropoda; Insecta; Orthoptera; Acrididae
Exons: 5
Coding region: 1-561 (186 amino acids)
Source: RefSeq, a predicted model, not a curated record